CGCUCGGCAGUGCAGUCGCCGCCGCCGCGGCCCCCGAGCAGCCAUGCGGAGCAGGAGCAACUCCGGCGUGCGCCUGGACGGCUACGCGCGGCUGGUGCAGCAGACCAUCCUCGGCCACCAGAACCCGGUGACAGGGCUGCUUCCGGCCAGCUGCGACCACCCGGAUGCCUGGGUCCGAGACAACGUCUACAGCAUCCUGGCUGUGUGGGGCCUGGGCUUGGCCUACCGCAAGAAUGCCGAUCGUGACGAGGACAAGGCCAAGGCGUACGAGCUGGAGCAGAGUGUGGUGAAGCUGAUGCGAGGCCUCCUGCAGUGCAUGAUGAGGCAGGCGGACAAAGUGGAGGCCUUCAAGUACAGCCAGAGCACCAGGGACAGCCUGCACGCCAAGUACAACACGGGCACCUGUGCCACGGUGGUGGGGGAUGACCAGUGGGGCCACCUGCAGCUGGACGCCACCUCCCUCUACCUGCUCAUGCUGGCCCAGAUGACGGCCUCUGGGCUGCACAUUAUCCACAACCUGGAUGAAGUCAGUUUCAUCCAGAACCUGGUCUUCUACAUUGAAGCCGCUUACAAGACCGCAGACUUUGGGAUAUGGGAGCGCGGCGACAAGACAAACCAAGGCAUCACGGAACUGAACGCCAGCUCCAUCGGCAUGGCAAAGGCGGCCCUGGAAGCCUUGGAUGAACUCGAUCUCUUCGGUGCUGAGGGGGGGCCCCAGUCAGUCAUCCACGUGCUGUCCGACGAAGUGCAACACUGCCAGUCCAUUCUCCACUCUAUGCUGCCGCGGGCUUCGACUUCCAAGGAGAUCGAUGCCAGCCUGCUCUCGGUCAUCUCCUACCCCGCUUUCGCAGUGGAAGACAGUGACGUGGUGGAGAAGACCAAGCAGGAGAUUAUCACCAAGCUGCAGGGCCGUUACGGCUGCUGCCGCUUCCUCCGUGACGGCUACCGAACCCCCAAGGAGGACCCGAACCGGCUCUACUAUGAGCCCGCUGAGCUCAAGCUCUUCGAGAACAUCGAGUGUGAAUGGCCCCUUUUCUGGACCUACCUCAUCAUUGACGGCCUCUUCAGCGGCAACGCGGAACAGGUCCAGGAAUACCGGGAAGCCCUGGAAGGGGUCCUCAUCAAGGGCAAGCAUGGCGUUCUGCUGGUUCCAGAGCUGUACAGCGUCCCGCCGGAGAAGGUGGAGGAGGAGUACUGCCACCCGCACACCGUGGACCGCAUGCCGCUGGGCAAGCUGCCACUCAUGUGGGGCCAGUCCCUCUACAUCCUGGGCUGCCUCAUGGCAGAGGGCUUUCUGGCUCCAGGGGAGGUUGACCCACUGAACCGCAGGUUUUCCACGGUCCCAAAACCUGACGUGGUGGUGCAGGUCUGCAUCCUGGCGGAGACGGAGGACAUCAAGGCCCUCUUGCAGCAGGAGGACAUCGAGGUGGAGACAGUGGCUGAAGUCUACCCCAUCCGUGUGCAGCCAGCGAGAAUCCUCAGCCACAUCUAUGCCCGACUGGGCCGCAACAAGCGCAUGUGUCUGAGUGGGCGGCCCUUCCGCUACAUGGGCGUCCUCGGGACCUCCAAGUUCUAUACCAUCCGGGACAGCAUCUUCGCCUUCACGCCGCAGUUCGUGGACCAGCAGCAGUUCUACCUGGCCCUUGACAACAAGAUGAUGGUCGAGAUGCUUCGGACCGACCUGUCCUACCUGUGCAGCCGCUGGCGGAUGACGGGGCGGCCCACCGUCACCUUCCCCGUCUCACACACGAUGCUUGAUGAAUCUGGGACCAGGAUCCAUCCAGCUGUCUUGGCCACCCUGCGAAAGCUGCAAGACGGGUAUUUUGGAGGGGCAAGGAUCCAGACUGGUAGGUUGUCUGAAUUUCUCACCACUUCGUGCUGCACCCACCUCAGCUUCAUGGAUCCUGGGCCGGAGGGUAAGCUCUAUGCUGAUGAUUAUGGGCUCAGCCUUGACAGCUUCGGCAAGUUAGACCCUGAGGACUGGCUGCAUGGCUUACGGUUGGCCGAAGAUGCCGACAUUUGCGACGAAGUGGCCCAGUACCUGGACCAGCUCCUGCAGAGCACGGCCCCCAGGAGCAAGCUCCCGCCUGUUGCGCAGCAGGGGGGGCUGCAGCGCUUCCGCGCCGCCGUGCACACCGCCCAGGACCUCGUGUCGCUGGUGUCCAAGGCCAAGGAGCUGCAUGUCGAGAAUAUCAGCAUGUACAUCCCCUCCAAGCUUCUCCAGGACUUCCAGUCAUCCGUUAACCUGCUGGGCUCGGCGCAAAAGCCAGAGCCCAAGAAGCCGUCCAUCCCUGCUGAUCUGAACCUCCCCAAGGACGCAGACGGCAACGUGGACUGCCAGGCCUUGGUGGAACAGCUGCGCCAGUGCCAGACCCUGCAGGAUCAGGCCAACCACCUCUACAUGCUCCACAUGCUCAAGGGGCCUGACUGGGACACAGAGCUGUAUGGCGAACCAGGUGCCACAGUCCACAGUCUCCUCCUGGAACUCUACAGCAAAGUUGGGGCGACACGCCAGUGGGCCUUGAUCCGCUACCUCUCCGGCAUCCUGAAGAAGAAGGUGGAAGUGCUUGAUGAGGCCUGCACCGCCCUGCUGUCGCACCAGAAGCACCUGACCGUGGGGCUUCCCCCGGAGCCGCGAGAGAAGACCAUCUCUGCCCCGCUGCCGUACGAGGAGCUCAUGCGCCUGAUAGAUGAAUCCAGCGAGAAGAACAUGAGUGUCUCCAUCCUGACUCAGGAGAUCCUGGUUUACCUGGCCAUGUACAUCCGGACGCAGCCCAGCCUCUUUGCGGAGAUGUUCCGCCUGCGCAUUGGGCUCAUCAUUCAGGUGAUGGUGACGGAGCUGGCCCACUCCCUGCAUUGCUCAGCCGAGGAGGCCACGGAGAGCCUGAUGAACCUCAGUCCUUCCCACAUGAAGCGUCUGCUGCACCACAUCCUCAGCGGCAAAGAGUUCGGAGUGGAGCGGAGCGUGCGUGCCAUGGACUCAGCCCGGACACCGACCGUUUCCAUCCACGAAGUUGGUCCGGUGGGCGCAACAAAAUCAGAGCGCGCCGGCAUCGUCAAGCUCAAGAGCGAGAUCAAACAGCAACUGGACAGACGCAGGCAGUCUGUGUCUGAGCUUAAGUCCGCUGGCUUGCACUCCUUGGAGGGCAGCGCAGAACCUUCCCAGUUGCUCAAGCACUCCGUGCCGCCAGGAAGGGGUGCUCUGCCCUGCGCGCUGGAGGACCAGCAAUCCAAGGAUGGGCGCCAAGGCCAGUGGCAGCGGAGGCGGCGGCUGGACGGCGCCCUCAACCGGGUGCCCGUGGGGUUUUACCAGAAGGUCUGGAAGAUCCUGCAGAAGUGCCACGGACUCUCCAUCGACGGCUUUGUUCUUCCUUCUUCAACAACCAGAGAGAUGACUCCAGGGGAGAUCAAGUUUGCCGUCCAUGUGGAGUCUGUUCUCAACAGGGUCCCUCAGCCAGAGUACAGGCAGCUCUUUGUGGAGGCCAUCCUGGUCCUGACGCUGCUGACGGACGUGGACGUGCGCAGCAUCGGUGGCCUCAUCGCAGUGGAUAAGAUCGUGCACAUUGCGAACAGCCUCUUCUGUGAGGAGCAGAAAAUCCUGGGCGCCGAUGACAACAUGCUGGAGCAGGACGUGGCCACGGGCAUCUGCACGCUGCUCUACGACAGCGCCCCCAGUGGCAGGUUUGGCACCAUGACCUACCUCUCCAAAGCCGUGGUCACCUACCUGCAGGAGUUCCUUCCCAGCAGUGGCUGCACCAUGCAGUAAGCAGGCCUGGGUGUCCCAGAACGAGCCUGCAGAACAGCAUCGAGCCUGAAGGCCAGCCUUCGGCCGCCUCACCAGCAGGCGGGGGCCACUCCGCCCACCUCACCCCGGCAAAUCCCGCAGGAACUGAACUCUUUUGGCGUGGCACUCCGGGAAUGAGCACUGUGGAGCAAGUCGGCAGCUGAAGGCGGAUCCUUCCAGGUGCUGCAGGAAGGCAACGGGCAUCUUUGCACGGACAGGAGAGUUGCUCACGGACACAACCCUUUCAUACCCGGAGGAAGUUCGGCACUUCUCGGGCACGGAGCCUCACGAAGCCCAGGAACGGCAGCCAUUUGUGCUGUUUCGUACAGUUGCAAAGGGGGUCAAGGGCCUCUCCCACUCCCCUUGUCUGCCUUUGUGGGUGCGCCUUCCUUCAUCAGUUCCAGAUUUCAUCACCGUGUGGGGUGUGCUCUCCAUGGUGGCACUUUUUGGCCUGUGGCUGUGUGAUUUUAGGGAAGGCAGGCAGUGGCCAUGUUUGGAGGCUUUCCCUUCUCUGAAGUCCCUCCAGGAGAAACACUCCGAGUGCCUUUUAAUGUCGUGUGCAUUUAAAGUAUCACCAGGUGACUGCUCCCUCCUGCUCGAUGCAAAACAGAUGCUUGCGCUGCCUCAGGCAAGGCCUCUGGGCCUUUGGCCGCCUCCAUUCAGGAGUCAGUCUCAACUAGAUGAGGCUGCAGACCUCGCCAGUAAAAGCCCUCCGAUAGCAGCAGCAGCAGCCUUUGCCACACUGCGGCUUCUUCAGAAGACUGUCAGCAGCAGGUGCUCCUUGGUCAAAGGGUGUGGAGCCUUCCUCCUUGUUGCUGGACUGGAGCUUGUUCCCCAAACUGGAGACUGGGAAUGCAUCAGCUCUGUAACUAGGCUUGGCUUCCGUCGCCAGCCGCUGCUUUUGGAGAAGUUGCUGGUGGGCCUGAGGUAGACCUGCUGCACCAGAAGUGUCUCGAGUGACAAGCUCCAUGGGAUGGGUAAUAGGAUGCAGUGAGAGCAGAGCCUCCUGGCUGCGGGGGAAGCAAUGGAUGUUUUGGAAAGGCGUGGAAAGGGCCUGCAGGCGGUGGAGCAUGGGCGAGAGAGAGCCUUUCUUGCCAAAUGUUUAAACUGUAGAAGUGGCUCUCCAGCGAAGGAGGAGCUGCAACUUUGGGAAAGUUUGAGGCUUAGUUCCUGCUUUAGAGGAAGAUCCCUGGCACUCCAGGGGAGAGGUGAGCUGCUGAGAGACAACAGGACAUCAGGUUCAGUCCUUUGCUAUCAACAGGAUCUCUCCCUAUUUUCUUCGAAUCUCCUCCAUUACUCAUGCUUCUUUUGCUUAACUUGUGCCAAUUUCUUUUCAGUGUGGACAGGAGGGCAUCCCAGCAGGUCCUGAACUAGAGUGCAACAAUGGCAUGUGUUUCCAGCCAAUUUUACAGCACGGGGCUUGGGCUCGCUCUUGUAAUGCACUUUUGUGAUCAUUUGCCAACAUGAUCAAUUGCACUGUUACUUUUUUUUCUUCAACAAGGGCUCUUGAGCAAUACAACUUUUGGUAAGAAAAGAGCUUGAUUUAUGGGCCUUUGUGUGUGUGAUGUUGGAUGCAAACUACAGUUCAGCCUUGGUUCUCCCUGCCCCCACAAACUAUUCAAAAUGCUGCUCUUUACCACUGAGUAUGUUUUGAAAAUUGAAUGCCUGGAAUAAAACUUAUGUAUCCAUUGG
Messenger RNA from Varanus komodoensis (Komodo dragon), 5476 nucleotides. RefSeq names its product phosphorylase kinase regulatory subunit alpha 1 (gene PHKA1). The coding region runs from base 44 to 3766 and encodes 1240 amino acids. Gene Ontology annotation, biological process: glycogen metabolic process. Gene Ontology annotation, cellular component: phosphorylase kinase complex. The transcript is spliced from 33 exons. NCBI's taxonomy places the organism in Eukaryota, Metazoa, Chordata, Lepidosauria, Squamata, Varanidae. Gene Ontology annotation, molecular function: calmodulin binding. The record is from RefSeq and is a predicted model, not a curated record.